Messenger RNA from Salvia miltiorrhiza (redroot sage), 1806 nucleotides. RefSeq lists its product as uncharacterized. The transcript has 11 exons. Gene Ontology annotation, molecular function: sulfurtransferase activity. Gene Ontology annotation, biological process: tRNA processing. The coding region runs from base 117 to 1625 and encodes 502 amino acids. Lineage: Eukaryota; Viridiplantae; Streptophyta; Magnoliopsida; Lamiales; Lamiaceae. The record is from RefSeq and is a predicted model, not a curated record.
CAAAAAUACAUUAACAAUUAUUUGAACGUGGAGUAAACGUAGGAGUAUUAUACAAUCUGGUUUUGUCCAUCUUUAAUCUAGUCUUGGCCCCAAAAACAGGGGUUUAGCGAACGACCAUGCCGUGGUUGAGGGCAACGGUGAUUGCAUCUACUUUGCCUCUCUACUUCCCACCUAAACUCCUCCGCCGUAAUUGCCCCACUCUCCGCCGCUUUCUCUCUCUGUCCUCUCCCAAACCCCUGCCACUCUUUUCCACUCUGAGGCCGCUCUGUUCUACCUCCGCCGCCGUAGAGUCGGGAACCUUAUCUUUUUCAUCAGUUUCUUCCGCCGCCAUUGAACCCUGCUACUUAUCGUGUUCAUUUCCAGAAAAGAAACCUCUCAAAGUUGCUGUUCUCCUCAGCGGCGGCGUAGACAGCAGCGUCGCUCUCCGCCUACUCCACGCCGCUGGCCAUUCCUGCACCGCCUUCUACCUCAAGAUCUGGUUCCAAGAAGACUUUGAGAACUUCUGGUCUGAGUGCCCAUGGGAAGAAGAUUUGAGAUAUGCAAAAGCCGUUUGUGAUCAGGUUGAUGUACCUCUGGAAGUUGUCCAUUUGACGGAUGAAUACUGGAAUAAUGUGGUGUCCUACAUAAUAGAUGAGUAUCGAUAUGGCCGGACUCCAAACCCAGAUGUCCUCUGUAAUACAAGAGUAAAAUUCGGUGCAUUCGUGGAUGCCAUAAGUGGUAUGUCAUUUGAUUACAUUGCCUCUGGACAUUAUGCAAUGGUUGUUCACCCAGAUAGUGCUAAUAAAGAUGAGCCAUCUGCUUUGAGAUUGUCAAAAGAUAUGGUUAAGGAUCAAACAUACUUUCUUUCACAUCUUUUACAGUCACAGCUUAAAGGACUUAUCUUCCCUCUUGGAUGCAUCCAAAAGGAAGAAGUGCGUCGGCUUGCCAAAAUAUUUGGAUUACCCAACCAAGAUAGAAAGGAUUCACAAGGAAUAUGCUUUCUAGGAAAGAUCAAGUUCAGCGAAUUUGUUGCUAGACACAUUGGAGAGGAGGAAGGUGUGAUACUAGAAGCUGAGACAGGAUAUUUCCUCGGGAAUCACCGGGGAUUUUGGUUCUAUACAAUUGGCCAACGUCAAGGGUUACGUCUUCCUGGUGGACCUUGGUACGUUGUGGAAAAAGAUGUUGAAAAUAAUGUAGUAUUUGUAUCAAGAAACUAUUUUUCAGUUGACAAAAGAAGACGCCAAUUUCGUGUUGGGUCCUUGAGAUGGUUUAGUGGUUCUCCUCCAAGGCAGAUAACUCAAAUUCAGUGCAAGGUUAGGCAUGGGCCUAAGCUAUACAGUUGUGAUUUGGCUAUAGAAGUUGAUGGAGAUGGCCAUGCAAUCGGCGUUGUCAAAUUGUCCGAAGACGAUCAAGGUCUGGCAGCCGGACAGUUUGCUGCCUUCUACCAGGAGUCAACUUGUAUUGGAUCUGGUGUGAUCUUGGAGUCGUGGGAUGAUCAGGGCUUUCCCGUUUGUGCCAAGGCUCUAGAGAUUGCAAAAACGAAAGAUAAGUCGAAGCUUGGGAAGCCAAUAAAGAUAAAAGUCGCAGAACAUAGUAAGAAAGAGGAGGAACCUAAUAAUCAUCAGUCAAACAGCUGCCCACAAUGAAACAUUGGCAUCUCAAAUGAGGUCCAAUCAUGCGCUAAAUGGAUAUGCAACCAUUCUUGGAUGAGUCUUUGACGGUUUUGUAGAUCAGCAUAGUGCAUCAUGUGUUUAUAUUACUCGAAUGUGUUGUGAAAAACAGAGCAUUGGAGAUGUAACUUUAUGUUAGGAGUACUUUUUUUGCUUC